AUGUCUGCAGCUUCCAAGUCCCGGCCAGCAUCGCAAGCUCGAACUGGGACCACCAAAAGCGUAUUGUACGGCCCGGAGACGGAGACUGGCUUCAUCAGCCCAUAUGCGCUGGGAGGCGAUGCUGAGACUUCGGAAGCCCUGGACAGCCGAUCGCGUGCGGAAUUAGGACGGCGGCCUCUUGAGCCAAGCUCUCCGCCGCGGGACACCCUUUUGAACGGAUAUCGCUCUCUGAGCUGGCUGUUAGGAUUCAGGCAGAGCUACAGUCUGGUGAAUGGUGGGUCGUGGCACCGUCAUCCACGCAAUGCAAAACGCCUGAAUGUACCAGGUGUUAUCUGGGGCGGAGCGUUGAUCGGCUUCUGUCUUGCCCGGAGCUUCACCAUGAAUGUUUCGCGCACACCGAGUCUUCUCGUUCCGGGUGAAUGGUUCUGGCUAAGCGCGCCGAUAUACAAAGUGAACAUCUUCAUUCACAUCUAUCUGACAACAAUCGGCGGCAUUUUUUCUGUUUUCCAAUUCUUCCCAGCCAUUCGCCGGAAAAAUGUUCUUCUUCAUCGACUGAAUGGCAAGUUUUUGACAUUACGUGUCUGUGACCCAGCUCAUGGGAUGCCUAAAGGCUACGGUGUCCUCUUUUGCUUAGUUGUCGGGAAUAUAUGCGGCGCGAUCGUUGCACGACGUUCCAUUGGCGGUGAACUGAAUGUCCAAUCGGCAUAUUACAUCCUGGCCAUUAUGGUUGUGUACUCCGGUCUUCUGGGCGCGUACUAUGUCAAACGCGACACUCGACUGCAUCGUCGUUGGAUGCUUCGUAAGAAUGGUCGUUUAUUUUUCAACAAUUGUCACAGCCCGUCUCAUCGUUCUUGCUGCGCGCGAGAUCGUGACAAUGAUCGGCACAUAUUACUCUGUGGGCAUAUUCUUGCACCGGCCUCCUUGUCCCUGCUAAGCAUCUUCAAGAUCUGGAGAUGUGACGAGAUCAUCAAUCUCCUCGAAUUGUCCGAUGUGCAGAAUUCCUUUCCGCAGUGUGUAGCACCUGGGGCAAAUGCAAGCGCCUUGUGGGUCGCUGUCCAUGCUUCGACGAAACGUGGGCCUCUUUACCUCGCCUCAUCAGUUCGGGCUACCCUUGGUGGGCAUCUUCCCUUUGUCCCGGAUUUGCUCACCUACAAUUUGGCAGGAAUGUGUCUCUGGAUCGCCACUCUGAUGCACAUGGCUGGCGUUGAGUACUAUCUCUAUCAAACAGAUGCAUCCAAUCAAGUCCGUUUCGGUUUUGUGUUGGAACCAUUGGAUUGGGUCGAAGAGGACAUAAAAAGCUAGUUCGAGGUUAAGGAUAGGUUUCCAUCUAACAAAGGUAGACUAGGAAGGCUAAAGAUGCAAGUCAAUGAAUAUAUUUUCGGACAACAGUUGAAACCAAGGUUGAAACCAAGCCCCGAUCUCACCUCAGUUAAAGCCAAUCCAGCACUCUAUGAUCCCCACCCACUGGUCACACUGCACUUCGUCGACAUUAUUGUCGAUAGCCUCCGAAAUACACGUCGCGCAGGCGUCGUAGCAUGUCUGUGGGGUCUUCCAGCCGUUCAUCUCGCCCUUAUACCAGUUCCGAAAGGAUAGAGAAGAGCACAAACCAGUGCGGUAACCGGUCAGACAGCUGUGCAUAGAUUGCUGGUCGAGGCUCGGUUGUGCCGGGGAGCCCAUGUGGCAAGAGGCUUGCUGGCUCGCCGCGACAAAGCUGGCGAGGAUAAUGAAGAUGGAACUUUUGAAUUGCAUUGACGUCGGGGGGUCUCGAGAGUUUGCCAAUAUGGGGGGAAGGAGAUGGCAACGAGUUUGGGGCCUAGAGGGCUUAUAACGGAGCAGGGUGGAGUUGUAGAACUUUGAAUCUAUCUUCC
Messenger RNA from Mycena citricolor, 1868 nucleotides. Lineage: Eukaryota; Fungi; Basidiomycota; Agaricomycetes; Agaricales; Mycenaceae. The record is from the annotation of a GenBank genome assembly.